This is a messenger RNA of Penicillium taxi, 1065 nucleotides long. RefSeq lists its product as uncharacterized. The record is from RefSeq and is a predicted model, not a curated record. Gene Ontology annotation, biological process: post-translational protein targeting to endoplasmic reticulum membrane. Gene Ontology annotation, cellular component: membrane; TRC complex. Gene Ontology annotation, molecular function: molecular adaptor activity; protein binding. The transcript has 3 exons. NCBI's taxonomy places the organism in Eukaryota, Fungi, Ascomycota, Eurotiomycetes, Eurotiales, Aspergillaceae. Bases 1 to 1065 code for a protein of 354 amino acids.
AUGUCUCUUACAGAAAGUAAGAAGCGCCUGGCCCUGGCCAUUAUCGACUUUCUCGGCUCCAGCCUGAAGGAUGGAACUCUGACCGCAGAUGAUGCCGAAUCUAUUGAGAUUGCCCAAUCCUGUAUCGCCGACACAUUCAAGGUUGACCCUACUGAUAACGCCGCUGUGAAGGAUGCUGUUGGUGGACAGUCCUUGGCCAACAUCUACAGUGUUUACGAGAAGCUGCGCAACAAGUCGACCCCACAGCCAGCCAGUACUGGUGCUGAGAAAUCUCAAGAUGAUAAGCCUGCUGCCGGUACACCUACUGCUGAGUCCGAUAAGCUGAAGUCUGAGGGAAAUGCUUUCAUGGCUCGCAAGGACUACACCGCUGCUAUUGAACAAUACACCAAGGCCCUUGAGAUUGCCCCCGCCAACACCAUUUACCUUUCAAACCGCGCCGCCGCUUAUUCCGCAUCCGGUCAACACGAGAAGGCUGCUGAUGAUGCUGAGCUCGCCGUUGCCGUGGAUCCCAAGUACUCCAAGGCAUGGAGCCGUCUGGGCCUCGCCCGCUUCGAAUUGGCCGACUACCAUGCUGCUAAGGAGGCAUAUGAGAAGGGUAUUGAGUCGGAGGGCAAUGGUGGUAGCGAAGCCAUGAAGCGUGGUCUGGAGACCUGCAAGCGCAAGAUUGAUGAGGCCAGCCGUGAGAGUGAGCCCCCAUCCGAGGAGUUGGAGACUGCCUCUGGUGCCUCCCGUGGCGCUGGUGGUAUGCCCGACCUUUCGUCGCUUGCUAGUAUGCUUGGUGGUGGUGGCCAAGGUGGUGGCAGUGGUGGUAUGCCUGACUUGGGCUCUAUGAUGAACAAUCCUAUGUUUGCCAACAUGGCCCAGAACCUAAUGAGUAACCCGGAUAUGCUGGGCAACCUUAUGAGCAAUCCACGUCUCCGCCAGAUGGCCGAAAGCUUUGGUCAAGGUGGUGGCAUGCCUGACAUGUCUAGCCUGAUGAGUGAUCCUAACAUUGCUGAGAUGGCUCGAAACUUUAUGGGAGGUGGUGGUGCCGGUGGUGCCGGUGCUGGAAAUGGCUCGAAAUAA